Entrophospora sp. SA101 is the source of this 2661-nucleotide messenger RNA. Lineage: Eukaryota; Fungi; Glomeromycota; Glomeromycetes; Entrophosporales; Entrophosporaceae. The record is from the annotation of a GenBank genome assembly.
AUGAAUUUAUACUCAAACUAUCAUGUUGCCAUUAGCCCAAAUGGCAAAGAAGUCGCGAUUUUUAACACAAGUACGUUUGAAUUAUUUGUUAGUGAAGCUAAUAAUUUAUUAGAACCAAGGCAAAUCAAAACAGAUUCAUUAAAAAAUAUCGAUAAUACAAAGAAAUUAAUCUGGUCGUUAGCAAUAUCAAAUCCAAUAGUUAAUGACAAAGAUGAUGAUUUUGAGAAUGAAAUUUUAGUGGCAUUAUCAUGUUUUCAUGAACAUGAAAUUAUGUUAAAUACUCAAGAGCUUUCUUCCAAUAACAACAGCAAUAACAAUAAAAACAUUGACCUUAAUGUUAGUAACAGUUUCUCACCAAUAUCUUCUACUAAUUCAAUGUCUCCAUUAAAAGAAAAUCAAGAUGGUAAUACUUUUGAUGAAGAGAAGGGUAUCAAUAGAAUAGUCAGUUCUUCAAAAUCAUCAACUUGGAUUAUUUCUACUUGGCAUGAAGCAAGAAUUUCUACUUCAAUUGAUAAUAUUGGAGACAAUUUAUCAAUAAAUAAAUCAACAAAUUUUUGGUGGCCAGAAUAUUUAACUUUACUUUUCAAUCAUUCUGACUCAUACCAAGAAUUUGAUUUCCCAUCAAAAAUUCAGGCAGAAAUAAAAAAACUUUACCAAAACACUUCAUGUCUAGAACUAUUGACACGCAAUAUAGAAAAUGACUUUCUUCUGGUGGAAGAUUAUAAAGAUCGUGUACAAGUAUUGGAAAUGUAUAAUCUGAAGACUAAUGAAUUGGAAAUGGUUUUUCAUCAGAAAGAAGAAUACAAUUCUUUCGAUUUAAAUAACAAUUAUUUUAGUUAUGGAAAUCCUUCGAUUGCGAUCUCAAAAUAUAAAUCAUUGUUGGCUUAUUGUCGAGGGAUCAAUAGUAUAACAAUAUACCUGAUGGAAAAUAGUUUAGACAUUGUCACAAAAAAUUUUUUGAAUAUAGAAAGAAUUCUAACAAUUGAUUUUAUUAACGAGGAUGAAUCUUUAUUAAUCAUUGCAAUAGAAAAAGAUAAUCUAGAUCCUAUUAUUAUCAUAUGGGAUUUAUUUAAUUAUAUGAAUGAUUCAAUACGUAUCAUUAAAGAUUUUAAUAAAAUAUUCUCUAUUAAUGACAAUGACAAUCAUUACAAGUUGAUUCGUUCAUGUGGCACAAUAUUAUUAUUUAAUGAAAAUACUGGUAUGAUAAACUCAAUCUUGGAAAAUCCCACAAUAAAAUCAAUCAUUUCUCCUUCAACAUCUUCUUCAUUCACUAUACCUACACAAUAUAAUUUAUCAUCUUCAUCAUUAAUUAAUUUAUCAUCAAUAGUUAAUCAAUUUGAAUAUAAUCAUUUAAUAUUUUAUCAGAAUGGAAAAUAUUAUAACGCCGAGAAAUUAAAAGAUGAAUUAAUAGUAAACAAUAAAGAACCUUGGAUUCAUAAUAAUAAUUAUAAUAGAAUUUCUGCUUUCCUUAACAAAGAAAAAUCUUUACAGCUAAUAAUUGGUGAAUCUACAAUCCAAAUUUGGUAUAGAAACAAAACAACAAAUAAGAGUAAACUGAAAUAUAUUUGGUCAAGUAAAAACAAAAGUAAAAAAAAAUUUUUUAUAGAAAAUUUUUUACUAGGUGAAAAAGAAUUCAAACUCUCAUUAACAAUUACACCUACCAUUGCCACUGCUACCACUUAUCAUCAUAAUCAAAAUUAUUCUUCGCUGGCUUUGAGGAAAAAAAUUAAUGAUGAUAUUGUAGACAUUCAUUGGCCUUACAAUAAUGUCAAUCUAAUUAAAGAUGCUUGUGAAUCUUUGGGUUAUUUGUAUCAUCUGAAAGACGACCCAGCUGGUCCAAAAAAACAACAAGAAUAUGAAGAUUUGAUUUUACAAAUUGAGAAAAUUAUAAUCAAAUUCAUUGAAAAAUAUCCGAUUAAUUGGAGAUUGAUUAAUAUCAGAUACAAUCUGAUGAAAUAUCUGAUCAAAACCAAUUUACAAAAAGUUAUACCAGGAUUUUAUCGUACCAAUUCAUCAUCAUUGAUCUCUCUAAAACUAGUUCCACUACCAGAUUUCACAGUUUUUCCUAAAGAAACAAAACUACAAAUAAUAAACUACCGAAAAUUACCAUUAAAACUAUUGAAAUUAUUGAUCUGGCCGCGUGGUUAUGUCAUCAAAAAAGAAUCAAACUUGUCACCAUUUUUACGAGCAGUUAAACAUGAUAAACAUGGUUUAAUCUAUGACAAUCCAUCAAUCGAAGCAGUAAUUGAUUUCAAAUGGUCAUCUGCACGUAAUCAUUUCUUGAGACAUACAGCACUAUAUUUUAUUUUUGCUUUGUUGUUUGGAUUGUUAACUGGGGCUGUUAAAAAUGACAGUUUGAUAUAUAAUGGCAAUGCGAAUAUAGGCGAAAAAAUUAUUACAUUUUCAAUGUCAUCUUUGUUUUACUAUUUAGGGUAUUAUAUAUUAGCAUCAGAAAUUAUACAACUGUUUCAUGAGGGAUUCCGUCGAUAUAUCAGUGUUUAUAAUUUCUUUGAUCUGGCUUCGGUUGUUAUGCCUUUAGUUACAUAUACUUGUAUUAAAUUAAUAAAAUCAAAUGAGCAGAGUUUAACUCAACGAUUAACAAUUGCUAUAGCAUUCACUGUUUUAGUUAUGUGGAUUGAAUUGGUAAAUAUAAGCUUCUGA